Messenger RNA from Abrus precatorius (Indian licorice), 3563 nucleotides. RefSeq names its product protein NARROW LEAF 1-like. Bases 1201 to 3000 code for a protein of 599 amino acids. NCBI's taxonomy places the organism in Eukaryota, Viridiplantae, Streptophyta, Magnoliopsida, Fabales, Fabaceae. The transcript is spliced from 5 exons. The record is from RefSeq and is a predicted model, not a curated record.
AUAGCUAGCUAGCGCUCUUUCAUCAUCAUCACUAUUCUCUCUCUCUCUCUCUCUCAAUACUCACUCAUACACUCCCGAACACAACACAACGAAGUUGAGGCAAAGCAAGAAAGGGAAGCUUAGGAGGCAUAGCUGAGUGAGUAGUGAUACUCACUAUUCUAAUGCACCCGAUUGAACUUUGCUGUGAACAAGUGAUACCCUUCUUCUGAAAUCUUAAUCUGAUGGAUGAUUGGCAUAGAAUUUACAUGUACUAGGGCAUGAAAACCUUCAAGCUCCUCUGUUUGGAGUCCAUUUCCAUUGCUUCAGCAUUGCUGAUCGGUGAGUUUUAACUGACCCAGCCUUCAAGAUUGUAUCUUUGCACAACCCCUUUUAAUGGGGUUGCGUCUUGUUUUCUACUGAUUGUGCCUCAGCUAAAAAAAAAACUGUUUUUUUUUUUUUUGGCCCGAGAUGGGUCUUUUGUCGUUCUCUCUUGCACAGUGUAUGUCCAUUGUUCCAUUAUUUGGUUACCCAUUUGCUGAAAUGGCUGUAUUUUGUUUGGAUUUUCGUCUUUCUUACUCUCUCUUCUGAUAAAAGCAUCUAGCUUCUGCUAAGCUUCAGAUUUUUAAGCUGUUAGUGCGUGUGAAGAUUCGGGAUUCUAUAGUGUACACUGCAUCACGAUUCGUAAAUUUCCUACUUUUUCUUCUUAUGCUUUACUUUGUGUGUGUCAAUUGAGCAUUUGUUAUGAAAUUGGAUUCAGGGAGAUGUUAGUUCUAUUUUUUUUAAUCUUUUGUGCUCAGAGUGGUGUUGAUAAUUCGUAUGUUAAUCUAGAGUACCAUUAUAUUUGAUAGCAUUUAUUUCAUGUCCUCCUAUGGUAAAUUUCUAGAAUUGGGCUGGACUUUGCAAUUGAACAACUUGCUUAAUGAUCUCUAUUUCCCAUCUCUUUGUUAUUUACUUGUUAGUUUUAGUUUUACUUUAUGUAGAUGAAUUUUACAUUGAGAAAAACGUUUUUUCUUUUGCUGGACAUGUCUGUAAAGAAAUCUGUAUAAAAAUAUGCCCUCUGAACAAUUUUCCUUUUUGAUUUUUAAGUUGUUUAGUUAAUUGAAAAAUAUUUGUAGUUUGAAUGUAACAGAAAAUAGUAUUUAGAUUUGGUUAAGUUGAUCUGGGUCAUCAGUGAUUUAAGUUUGGUAAGCUACUGUAAGUGUGAUGUAGGAAAAUUGACCAAUGACUCAGACUCGAUUGGACUUAAGAGGUCAUCAUUCUGGAUCAUCACAAUCGGAGGAGUCAGCCCUGGACUUGGAAAGGAGCUACUAUGUUCAUCCUAAUCCUUUGUCCAGCCCUUCACCCUUGCAACCUUUUGCAGCAGGUGCUCAGCAUUCUGAGAGCAAUGCUGCCUACUUUUCUUGGCCUACGUUGAGUCGCUGGAAUGAUGCAGCCGAAGACAGGGCCAACUAUUUUGGGAACCUUCAAAAGGGUGUGCUACCUGAAACUUUGGGUCGAUUGCCAACAGGACAGCAAGCUACUACCUUGCUUGAACUGAUGACUAUUAGGGCUUUUCAUAGCAAGAUCUUACGCCGAUUCAGUCUUGGCACUGCAAUUGGAUUUCGGAUUAGAGGAGGUGUUUUGACUGAUAUUCCAGCUAUUCUUGUCUUCGUUGCUCGUAAAGUUCACAGGCAAUGGCUCAACCAUGUUCAGUGCCUACCUGCUGCCCUUGAGGGGCCUGGAGGCGUUUGGUGUGAUGUGGAUGUUGUGGAGUUCUCCUAUUAUGGUGCACCAGCACAAACUCCUAAAGAACAAUUAUAUACGGAGCUUGCUGAUGGCUUAAGAGGAAGUGAUUCCUGUGUUGGCUCUGGUUCUCAGGUUGCAAGCCAAGAGACAUAUGGAACCUUAGGUGCUAUUGUCAGAAGCCGAACAGGAAAUCGAGAAGUUGGUUUUCUAACAAACCGCCAUGUAGCUGUUGAUUUAGACUAUCCAAACCAGAAGAUGUUUCAUCCAUUACCACCCAGCCUUGGACCUGGUGUAUAUCUUGGUGCUGUUGAGAGAGCAACAUCAUUCAUUACUGAUGAUCUUUGGUAUGGAAUUUUUGCAGGAACAAACCCAGAAACAUUUGUGCGAGCUGAUGGUGCCUUCAUCCCAUUUGCAGAAGAUUUCAAUAUGAACAAUGUAAUUACAUCUGUAAAAGGAGUGGGUGAAAUUGGCGAUGUAAACAUCAUAGACUUGCAGUCUCCGAUCAACAGUCUCAUUGGAAGACAAGUGCUUAAAGUUGGAAGAAGUUCUGGUUUGACUACAGGGACUAUAAUGGCCUAUGCCCUAGAGUACAAUGACGAGAAAGGGAUUUGUUUUCUCACUGAUUUUCUUGUUGUUGGUGAGAACCAGCAGACAUUUGACCUUGAAGGUGACAGUGGAAGCCUCAUUCUUUUGACUGGAAAAAAUGGGGAGAAGCCACGCCCUGUUGGUAUUAUCUGGGGUGGAACAGCUAAUCGGGGUCGUUUGAAACUAAGAGUUGGCCAACCCCCAGAAAAUUGGACCAGUGGAGUUGAUCUUGGCCGACUUCUUGAUCUCCUUGAACUUGAUCUCAUUACGACAAAUGAAUCACUUCAAGCUGCGGUGCAAGAACAAAGGAAUGGCUUUGCAGCUGGAAUUGAUUCGACAGUUGGAGAAUCCUCUCCCACUGUGCCGAUAAAAGAAAAGCUUGAAGAGAGCUUUGAGCCUUUUUGCUUGAAUAUCCCACAAGUUCAAGAUGAACCCUCUCGAAGAGUCAACCCUUCAUUAAGGCCUUGUGAAUUUCAUAUAAAAAAUGAGAUGGAAACAGCUCCCAAUGUAGAACACCAGUUCAUACCAAGUUAUGCAAGCAAAUCUCCGGUAUGUCAAAGCUACGUGAAAGAAGACUUGGAACUGAAAAGUCUAGCUGAACUUAGGAAUGGCCCUGAUGAAGAUAAUUUUGUUUCCUUGCAUUUAGGCGAGCCUGAAAUGAAGAGAAGAAAGCAUUCAAAUUCUUCUUUUGGUAUCAAAGAAUUGAAGUAGCUAGUAGGUUUAAAACUGAAGUAAGAUGAUGCAACAUAUAGACUCAUUGAAGCGAACGUCUCAUUUGCAUGGCUGUUCUGUAUGCUUAGAAACGCAAAGCCUCUAGCAUGUGAUGGCUAGUAUGGGAAGAGCUUCAAAAGCAAAGUAUAAACAAGGUUCAUUUAUGGAUGAGAUUCUUAUUCUUUUUUUUUUUUUUUUUUCCCUUUCCAUGUUUCGGCAAAGUGAUGAUAUUAGUCACUUGUGAGUUAUAUAAUAUUUUAUAGAGGACAUUUAGCUUGCACUGUGUUGGAUGAAUCUUCAAUUUGUACCACUUUGUAGACUUUGUAUCAUAAGCACUCCUGAAAGAGGAGCAGCUAUUGUAAGUUAACGGAAUGUGAAAUAUAUCCUUUUUAAGCAGCUUCAAGUCUAUUUUGUAUUGAUCUUUUAUCUUUAUACUUUCAGUUUCCACUGUGAAUUUUGAAACAGCUGAUGAUUUUAUGUAAAGGGCAAUUUUCUGAUGGAGCAGUGAAGGAUGACAAUUUGUGGUCACUAAUUAUUUUGAGUAAAUUCUCAUGUUAAUUUUU